GACAUGUACAUGUGUAUAUAAUUAAGUGUUUGUUCUUUUAGCUCCAACAGGCGUUCCAUACAAAUAAGUAUGUUAAUAAGUUUUGGUUGCCAUAGGCACCGGAGUUCACUCUCGCUGUGCUGCGUUUGCGCAGUGUGACAUGUUGGUGACCUUUCACUUAUCGUUUUCAUUCUGCUUUGUACAAGUCUUAUUCCAACGUUGAAAGUUUCCUCAACCAAGUUUUAUUCAGUCAAUUGAUGUGUGCUUAAACCUACUGACUUUCCAGAAGUUUGUUAAUCAUUGGAUAGCAGGUGCAUGACGAACUUGUGAGUUUUGAGAGCAUUAAACCUUGUAAACAACCAACAUUUUGUGUGCCGUUUUUCACGACUUGUAAGCACAGACACGAGGCUUGAUAAACAGUAGUAGAACUCAUUUCGGGAGAAAACACGAAUUACUACACUGGUGACCCUGUUUUGAACAAUUGUGACCUUCUGCACAAGCCAUGUCUGUGGAAGUUAAACCUGAUGGGACAGAGGGUACACCGCCUCCAACUUCACCUCCCUCUAACCCAUUUCAACCGCCUGUCAUGCCGAUGCAAGCUGCAGUAAGCCUCAAACUCCCUCCAUUUUGGCCUAAUGACCCAACCCUGUGGUUUACCCAGGUGGAGGCUCAGUUUGUCAUCCGCCAUAUCACUACCCAGGAGACUCGUUUUGCCUACGUUAUCGGAUCUUUGCAACCGGAGGUCGCACAAGAGGUGCGGGAUAUCCUGAUUACACCCCCAUCCACGGACUGCUACGAUAAGCUGAAAUCUGAACUCAUUCGUCGCACUUCAGUUUCUGAGCAGAAACGAUUACACCAGCUGCUUACUUCAGAGGAAUUGGGAGAUCGCAAGCCCUCGCAGUUGUUGCGGCGCAUGCACCAGCUUUUGGGGGACAACAAGCUGGAGGAGAGGAUUUUGAAGCAGUUGUUUGUACAGCGACUUCCCCACACCGUCCAGUCCAUUUUGGCCUCCACAGCGGACACUGUGGGAAUUGGAGCACUGGCAGAUUUGGCUGACAAAAUUGUCGAGGUGUCUGCCCACUCUACGCCGGCAUCGCAAAUUUCCACGGUUUCUUCACCACCCCUCCACCCCCCGCAACGACACGCCUCCCCUGAGGUACUCACUCUGCACGCAAAGGUUGAUGACCUGACUCGGCAAGUGCAGGCCUUGACUUUUCAGCUACAGGGCAUGCAGCGACAAGGCCGUCCCCGCUCUUCCUCCCGCAGUCGACCUAGACAACGUAGUCCAACCCCUUCUGCGGAUAACCAGCCAUCCGGUGACCGCCAAUGCUGGUAUCAUUGGAAGUACGGAACUAAUGCACGAAAAUGCACCAGUCCUUGUUCGCGACGCACAGAACCACAGCGGAACCAGGAAAACGGCCAAGCCAACGACUAG
Molecule: messenger RNA, 1414 nt
Organism: Patiria miniata (bat star)
Lineage: Eukaryota; Metazoa; Echinodermata; Asteroidea; Valvatida; Asterinidae
Exons: 2
Coding region: 482-1414 (310 amino acids)
Source: RefSeq, a predicted model, not a curated record